Melanotaenia boesemani (Boeseman's rainbowfish) is the source of this 3463-nucleotide messenger RNA. It is a transcript of the gene slc39a10, whose product is annotated as solute carrier family 39 member 10. Bases 150 to 2609 code for a protein of 819 amino acids. Gene Ontology annotation, molecular function: zinc ion transmembrane transporter activity. The record is from RefSeq and is a predicted model, not a curated record. Gene Ontology annotation, biological process: intracellular zinc ion homeostasis; positive regulation of B cell receptor signaling pathway; zinc ion import across plasma membrane. Gene Ontology annotation, cellular component: membrane. The transcript is spliced from 10 exons. Lineage: Eukaryota; Metazoa; Chordata; Actinopteri; Atheriniformes; Melanotaeniidae.
CAAUUGAAGUACGUAAGAGCCGUUGGUGAAUAUACUCAUCUUUAGUGCAUUGACGUAAAACAAUACGUACUUUUUUUUUUUUUUUUUGGUACCGAGCGGAGAGGAGAUGCACACGGCACUCGAGUGAGGGGACCAGAAGAGAGGGGACAAUGCGAGUCCACGUGCACACAAAGUUCUGCUUCCUGUGUGUGCUCACCUUCCUCUUCCAUCAGUGCAACCACUGCCGAGGAGAAGGACACGGCCAUCAGCACGGUGGACAUUCCCAUGGUGACCACAGCAGCGCCCACAGCGAUCUGCAGAUCUCUGAGGCUCCGUACACGAGAGCCGCCACUGUGUCCUCAGAGUCCAGGAGUCAUCAGAAGGAAGCACUGGAGGAAGAGCAGCAAUUCUACAUCCAGCAGCUGUUCAGCCGCUACGGUCAGAAGGACCGCUUAGAUUUCCAGGGAUUUCAGAACCUGCUGUUCAGCCUGGGUCUGGGAGAAGUGAAGGUGGUAGGUGUCGAACAUGACGAUCUGGGCCAUGACCAUGUAGCUCACCUCGACCUGCUGGAUGUGCAGGAGGGGCUACACUCGCAUUCGCCCUCAAAAGAAGGCCACCAUCACGGGCAUGAUCAUUCUCACCACACACCACGCUCCCACCGUCCACACACAGAACAACUUCCCACACAGUGCAGCCACACUACUGCUGCCAGUCCAGCUGCUGCUUCACCUGCUGAACACCACGAUCAUGGACAUGAUCAUGACCAAACUAAGGCAGAAGACAGGGACCAUAAACAUCCUCAUGGACAUGUACAGGACGCACACGGUCACACACAUGAUGACGGACACAGACAUGAGCAGGUUCAGGUGCCGGCUGAUCACAAGGAUCAUGACCACAAUGAUCACACCAGUGACCAUGAAGACCAUAAUGCUCAUCUAGUAAAUACAGGUACAUUCAUAACUCCCAACGACCAUGAACAGCUGCCUUCCGCCCAUUCAGAGCCGUCCCGGGCCCCUCAGUCCUCCCCUGCCCCAACAGUGAGUCGACCCAAGAGACCCAGAAAACCAAAAGCCAAAGGUCAACGAGGGUCGAACAGAACCCCUUCUGAUAAUCAUGAACAUGAGUACAGUCCCGAUCAUCAUGACAUACAUGGCCACCGUAGUCCUCAUAAAAACAAGAGGGAGGCUUUAGGGGGCUCUGUCACACCUGCUUUACCUGCUCUCCCCAUACAUCCAGGUGGACUGACACAUCAGCGUGAGGAGUGUUUAAACCUCACUCAGCUCCUCAACUACUACGGCUUGAACCCCAACGCGCUCAUCUCCCCCAGCCAGUUCACAUAUCUGUGUCCCGCCUUGCUCUACCAGAUAGACACUCGCGUCUGCAUCCGCCAUUACCAUCAGAUGGAGGUGGAGCAGGAAGCCCUGGAGCCUGUCAGUUCUGUGUGGGUCUGGCUCUGGGGCUUUGUGUCCAUCACUAUCAUCAGCCUGCUGUCUCUGCUUGGCGUCGUACUCGUGCCCAUUCUCAAACAAUCCUGCUUCAAGUUCCUGCUCACCUUCCUAGUGGCGCUGGCUGUGGGCACGCUCAGUGGUGACGCUCUCCUUCACCUACUGCCUCAUUCUCAAGGGCAGCAUGACCACAGCCAGCACAAGACCAGCCACGACACUGAUCUGGUAACAGCUUUUGAUGGUGUGUGGAAAGGGCUGACAGCACUGGCCGGCAUCUACCUCCUCUUCAUCAUCGAACACUGUAUUGGCAUGUUUAAGCACUACAAAGACCAGAAGGGUUUGAAGAAAAUGAGCAAAGAGGGAAAUAUUGGCAGGAAGUUGUCAGAUCACAAGUUAAACCGGCGCUCAGAUGCAGAGUGGCUGCACCUGAAGCCGCUCAGCGAAGACCCAGACAGCACAGCUGUCUGCUGCGAAAGUGGACACAACGACACCCAGCUCACAGAGCUCCAGACACCCGACUCCCCCACUAACAAGACGCCGCUGGCACCAGCAAACCCCCAGCAAGACCAGCAGUCGCCCACCAAGGAGAAUGGCCGUAAAGCCAAGCUUCACGGUCAUAGCCAUUCGCACGGACACGGUCACUCCCACGGAGGAAACUGCCACUCAGACCAGGAGAUGAAGGACGCCGGUAUAGCCAGCAUCGCCUGGAUGGUCAUCAUGGGAGACGGCAUGCACAACUUCAGUGACGGCCUCGCUAUUGGUGCAGCGUUCAGUGCGAACCUGACAGGUGGCAUCAGUACAUCAGUGGCUGUUUUCUGCCAUGAAUUACCUCAUGAACUUGGUGACUUUGCCGUGUUGCUAAAAGCCGGGAUGACAGUGAAACAGGCCAUUGUCUACAAUCUGCUGUCCGCCCUCAUGGCCUACGUCGGCAUGCUGAUUGGCACAGCUGUCGGCCAGUACACGCACAACGUUACCAACUGGAUCUUCGCCAUCACGGCCGGCAUGUUUCUUUAUGUGGCUCUGGUGGAUAUGCUGCCAGAGAUGCUUCAUGGGGACAGUGAAGAGCACAAGCGCUGCCACGUAGGACACUUUAUCCUGCAGAACCUGGGCAUGCUGACCGGGUUCAGUAUCAUGUUGCUAAUUGCCAUCUUUGAAGACCGCAUUGUUUUUGAUUUUGGCUUUUAACCAAGGAGAGAGGAGGUGAAGGGGAGAGCUGGAUGCAUCAGUAUUGUUCUUCUUGGCCUUAACAUGUUUUGUUUGCAAUGUAACGGCCCCGUCCUGCAUGCAACGUGAGUCUCUCUCAUGGCUUGUGCCCCCAUUCCAAACAUGCAGCGGUGACUUCUGCAUAUCUGUGACUCUGCUUAGUGAAGCUCCCCCACCACAAAUUCUCUGCUCCCGUGAAGCAUAAAAAAAAACGCAAACAGGAUUCACCCCCUGCUCCCAACCUGUAAACGAGCCACUCGAGCUGCAGACAGUAAGGAGGUACAGGGUGCAUGUUCCUGCAAAGAAGCAGCUGUCAUGGCCCAGCAGCUCACCGCCUAUCCAUCACCGCCUGUCGUUGGUGUGCUGUUGUCGUGUCGUCCCUCUUCUCUCUGUGCUGUGUCCUGUCAUCCAUGCCUCUCACAUCUGUUAUGUGUGUUCCACCUGCCAUCCAUCAUCACCUUUUGAUGUCAUCACGCUGCGUAUCAAACACCUCUGUGCCAAGGCCCGGCCACUGGAGCAGCUCCACAGCUGCACCGCAGACCCUCACGUUGUCCUCAAAGAGACGCACAGCUCAAUUUAGCUAGCAGCUAUUACCCAGAAGAAAACCUUUAGCUUGUGUUGCUUCACUUGCACAGAGACGACAGCUUCUGAGCUGCAGUCUCAAAGUAGAAAUGAGUUGCCCUAACCGUACCUGGGAGUUUCUUUUUGUUUGUUUUGUUGCCUAUUUCUAUAUGUCUUGGGAAAAAUUAGAUGCUAAGAGCUGAUGUUAACAUAGCUGCCAAAGCCUUUGUAAAUUCGUGUUUAGAUAUCAGUGUUUUUCAGUGUUUGUUUUUUUU